AUGAGUAUUGAACAAAUUUGGGAUGAAUAUAAACAACAACGUGAUGGAGAUUAUUUCACUGACAGUGCUUCAGUAGUUUUCGUUCCUACAGCAUCUGGAGCAAGGGGAUAUGAUGCUGUGAGACAAUUUCUUGCAGCGGCGUACGAUCCUCGAGUACUUGGAAUAAAAGAAAAUGUUAUAAAGAGGACUGUUGGGCCAGAUUCUAUUGUUGAAGAGUUAGAUACAACCAUCAGCUUUGUUACUGGUGAAGGAAGUUGGAUUGUUCCAGGUGUAGACAGUAGAUACUUGGUUGACAAUAAGGUCGUCAUUCCAAUGGUGACUACAGCGACAUUCGAAGGUGAUAGAAUUAUUUCUAUCCGCAUCUACUGGGAUCAAGCUUCUGUUUUGAAACAGCUCAAAUUGGUUUCCGAUAAGAAUUCUUGGCCUAUCGUGUCUGAAAAGCAAGUGGACGCUUUGAGGGAUAUUUCCAGUGCUCACCUCAAUCCUUUCGGCCGAAAUGAUUUGGCCGCUGGCGUUUCACGUAUGAAUAUCAGCCAACCACAACCGACGGGUCGCCGAGGCGUCCACACAUCUAGCCGAGUCCUUCAACCUGGUGGUACAGGUGGUAGAUCUUCAGUUUUUGGUGAUGAUUCGGAGGACUCUUUUACCAGUCGCAGCAGGUACAAUUCAAACAAAAAUCAGUCUCAGUUCUCUAUUGGGGAAGACAAUGAACAAGCGCCUUAUGAGAGGCUCACACACUCUCAAAAAAAGAUGAACCCAAAUUCUAACGCAUCACAGAUUCAGAUUGGCGACGAUUUUAUGGAUGAUCAAUUGAAAAAACGAGGAACUGGGAGCAAUGAAGAUUCUGGUACACGCACAGCUUACAAGCCCUCAAGCCGCAUCACAAAACCUCCUGGUGGCGGUGGCUCCCAGAUCACCUUUGGUUAA
Acaulospora morrowiae is the source of this 927-nucleotide messenger RNA. The record is from the annotation of a GenBank genome assembly. Lineage: Eukaryota; Fungi; Glomeromycota; Glomeromycetes; Diversisporales; Acaulosporaceae.